GUAAAAAAAAAAACGUGUUUCACUACAAUAGUCAAAUAUUGUCUCCCUGGAUGCUCAUGUAGAGGAUCACACAACCUAGAAAUUUUGUGGUCACGUGAGUGCCACGUGAAUCUAGCGUGAGCUUUUGAUCUUGUCGUCACGUGAGUAAACAAUGUGGAGGGUCCGGUUCCUGUAUUUGCAGUGUUAGAAUUAUUUCUGGGCUUUUGUGUGUGUUUUCAUCCGUUGGAUUAUGUGGUGUGUAGCAGGGACAACAAUCUGUGGUUGUUCUUCGUACUCUUUCUGGACCGUUGAUGUUAAAUAAUCAUAGGGGCCCAUGUCAGUUUUCUUGCAGCAGGAUGGCUGACAUGAGAUGAAUGGCCUCAUACAUGCAUCUUUCUUUAACCCUGCAUGAAAUGUUUGAUGCUUUUUGGGUGUUGGGAAUCCAAUGAAUUAUGUGAAGCCAUCAACUAUACAUGUUGAUUGUCUGUCUUGGUAACUUUUUUUUGUCUAAUACUGCAGUAUGAGUCGUCUGUUUGUAAUUUUGUCCGAAUCGACUCAAAUAUCUAGAAUAUUCAUUUUAAAUAUACACUUAUCAAAAUAAAUACACAAAACUGUUAACAGAAGAUCGUACAUGCUAAUAGUGUUCGUGUUCUGUUCAAGAACGGUAGUCCUUAGUGGGGCAUUUUUCAAGUUGUGGUACAAGUCGUAUUGUGUAUUAUUACACUUGUUUAGUGAUUCAUUAGCGUUUCUGUUGGAAUGUACUUGCAGUUGCCAUUGUUUGGCACCAGCAUUUAUGUCCCCCGUCUGCCAAACAGGUGCCUAGUUGGUAGGAGUACCAAGAAUCUCACAGUGAUCUAUUCUUUAUCAUAGUAAAGUAAAUGGAUCGUCUCUGCUACGUAUAAUGCAUUCGCACCAAAAUCUUUAUACAAUAUAAGUGCACGUAGGAAGUUUCUUUCUGCUUGAUGGUGACUGUGAACGAAGGACAAGAUUCCCCAACGCGUCUAAAUUGGACUUUUAGUUGCUCGUCGUUUUCUUUUUGUAAUGCCAUGUUUUCAUAGUAAAAUAUAGGGCUACCGUCCCAAGAUGCUGCGCCCGUAAUAUAUUUUAUGGGAUUAAUAUCAUCGACUAUUUCUGAUGGAGUCAGUCAAGACCCCAAGAAAGAGUAGGUUGGCGCGGACGUUUGCUAAGGUUUUGCACGUACGGGCCGUGACGGGAGUUUUGUCUCCCGAUGAUGGGAUCCAAAAGAGGAAAUCCCAUGAGAAGACGAAGAAUAGUACUAAGUUUUGUUCCUUGGACGAUGAAGAUGAGGAUUUUCUUGAUAGGGCAGUGAAAGAAGCUUUUAUGGCCAAGCUCUUUGCCAGCGUAUCUGCUGUCAAAGCUGGAUAUGCACAGUUGCAAUUUGCUCAGUCUCCGUAUGACCCCGACGGGAUUCAGUCUGCUGAUCAGAUUGUCGUGUCGGAGCUGAAGAACUUAUCUGAAUUGAAGCAGAGUUACCUGAAGAAAAAGCUGGACGAGGCGUCUCCAGGGGCGGCUCUGCUUUUGGCUGAAAUCCAGGAGCAGAAGAGUCUGCUGAAAACUUACGAGAUCACGGGCAAGAACUUGGAUUCUGAACUCAAACUUAAAGACUCUGAGAUCACUUUUCUUAAAGAGAAGUUGGCGGACACCAAUAGCGAUAACAAGUUGCUAGAGAAGAGAUUAAACUCGAGCGGACAGCUUUCCAUCCCUGAAAAUGCUAAAUUAUCGGGCUUAAGGCCGAGCCAUUUCAUUGCAUACUUCCGGCAGGCGAUAAAAACGGUCCGCAGCUUUGUGCAGUUGCUGAUUAGCGAGAUGGAAUCUGCCGACUGGGAUUUGGAUGCUGCAGCCGGUUCAAUCGAGCCCGGGAUUUCUUUCUGGCAACCAAAUCAUAUUUGCUUUGCGUUUGAAUCCUUCGUGUGCAGACAAAUGUUUGAUGGUUUCAAUCAUCCCAAUUUCUCCAACAGAACAGAGUCUUUACCAGAGGGCGACAAACGCCGUCGUCUAUUUUUCGACAGAUUCACGGAGCUAAAGUCUGUGAGACCUGUAGAGUACUUGGCUUGGAAGCCCAAAUCGACCUUCGCGGCAUUCUGUCGUAAUAAAUACUUGAGACUCAUACAUCCCAAGAUGGAAGCAUCGCUUUUCGGUAAUUUGGAUCAGAGGAAUUUGGUGAGUUCGGGUGAACUCCCAGAGACACCUUUCUUCUUGGCGUUUAUGGAGAUGGCGAAGUGCAUAUGGCUCCUCCAAUGCCUCGCAUUGUCGUUCGAUCCGGAGGUCUCCAUCUUUCAAGCAAGCAAGGGGAACCGUUUUUCGGAAGUUUACAUGGAGAGCUUAAGCGAUGAAGCUUUCUUCUCAUCCCUAGAAAGUGAGCCUCGUGUGGCGUUCACGGUCGUUCCCGGAUUCAGGAUCGGUAGGACCGUCAUUCAAUGUCAGGUAUAUCUAUGCUGAUCAUGAACCCAUGUGAAAUGAUACGUCUACUACAUUAGCACUGCAAUCUACAUUAUAUUGACAUGACGUGAUGCAUACCGUUUGCUGCUUUCACGUGGAUGCGA
Messenger RNA from Sesamum indicum (sesame), 2543 nucleotides. Its product is annotated as protein GRAVITROPIC IN THE LIGHT 1. Lineage: Eukaryota; Viridiplantae; Streptophyta; Magnoliopsida; Lamiales; Pedaliaceae. The record is from RefSeq and is a predicted model, not a curated record. Gene Ontology annotation, biological process: negative gravitropism; response to red or far red light.